This is a messenger RNA of Condylura cristata (star-nosed mole), 2467 nucleotides long. It is a transcript of the gene KCNAB3, whose product is annotated as potassium channel, voltage gated subfamily A regulatory beta subunit 3. Lineage: Eukaryota; Metazoa; Chordata; Mammalia; Eulipotyphla; Talpidae. The transcript has 14 exons. The coding region runs from base 344 to 1558 and encodes 404 amino acids. Gene Ontology annotation, molecular function: voltage-gated potassium channel activity; potassium channel regulator activity; transmembrane transporter binding. Gene Ontology annotation, biological process: regulation of potassium ion transmembrane transport; potassium ion transport. The record is from RefSeq and is a predicted model, not a curated record. Gene Ontology annotation, cellular component: cytoplasm; voltage-gated potassium channel complex; membrane.
GUGAGGUGGCACCUCUCCCACCCUCUCGUCCCUGGGUCCCGACCUCCGAGGGUCGCUCUUGACCUUUACCCUCAUCCAUUUCCCCCUCCUUCCCGCACCAGUACCCUGGUAUCCGAAUAUCUCCACUUUCCGCGCCUCCCGCGCUGCUCCCCUCCCGCCGCAAACCCAGCGACCUCCAGCAACGCCCCCGCGGCCCGAUCCUGACUGGCGGCUCCCGCCGCAGCCUCCUCAACCUUCCCGCUCUCCUAGGGUUCACGCCGCUACACCCCCGGUGUCUGUUCUCAGGCUUCCCUUUCCCUCCUCCCGCCCCUGGAGAGCCCCCUCCCCUUCCUGACCAGCCGGCAUGCAGGUGUCUAUCGCAUGUACCGAACAGAAUCUUCGCAGCCGGAGCAGUGAGGACCGUCUGUGUGGACCCCGGCCGGGCCCAGGGGGCGGCAAUGGAGGGUCGGCCGGCGGGGGACAUGGGAAUCCUCCGGGGGGUGGAGGAUCGGGCCCCAAGGGCCGGACUGCACUGGUUCCCCGACCCCCAGCACCCGCUGGGGCCCUCCGAGAGAGCACCGGCAGAGGCACUGGCAUGAAAUACAGGAACCUAGGAAAGUCUGGUCUUCGGGUAUCCUGUCUUGGCCUAGGUACCUGGGUCACAUUUGGUUCUCAGAUCUCAGAUGAGACAGCAGAGGAUGUGCUGACAGUAGCCUAUGAACAUGGUGUAAACCUGUUUGACACUGCCGAAGUAUAUGCAGCAGGAAAGGCUGAAAGAACCCUUGGCAACAUCCUCAAGAGCAAAGGGUGGAGGAGAUCAAGCUAUGUAAUCACCACCAAGAUUUUUUGGGGAGGACAAGCAGAAACUGAGCGAGGCUUGAGCCGCAAACACAUCAUUGAAGGUUUGCGAGGCUCUUUAGAACGCCUCCAGCUGGGAUACGUGGACAUUGUCUUUGCCAAUCGCUCAGAUCCCAAUAGUCCCAUGGAAGAGAUUGUGCGAGCCAUGACCUACGUCAUCAACCAGGGCCUAGCCCUAUACUGGGGGACAUCCCGAUGGGGAGCUGCAGAGAUCAUGGAGGCCUACUCCAUGGCCAGGCAAUUCAAUCUGAUUCCUCCAGUGUGUGAACAAGCUGAACACCAUCUGUUUCAGAGAGAGAAGGUCGAGAUGCAGCUACCAGAGCUCUACCACAAGAUUGGUGUUGGCUCAGUUACCUGGUCCCCUGUGGCCUGUGGCCUGAUCACUAGCAAGUAUGAUGGGCGAGUCCCAGAUACUUCCAGGGCCACCAUCAAGGGCUACCAGUGGCUCAAGGACAAAGUGCAGAGUGAGGAUGGCAAGAAGCAACAGGCCAAAGUCAUGGACCUUCUCCCCAUCGCUCACCAGCUGGGCUGUACUGUGGCCCAGCUUGCAAUUGCCUGGUGUCUCCGCAGUGAGGGUGUCAGCUCCGUCUUGCUAGGAGUGUCAAGUGCAGAGCAGCUGAUAGAACACCUGGGCGCUCUACAGGUCCUGAGCCAGCUGACCCCGCAGACGGUGAUGGAGAUAGACGGGCUUCUGGGGAAUAAACCACAUUGCAAGAAAUAGUCCGUUGGGGGCGCAGGGACUGAAACUGGAGUUGUUGCAACCCUGGGGUACCGCUUUCCCGCAGCUGCCUCCUUCCCGCUCCGGAUCCCGCCAAGCAGCUGCCAGAGCCAGGGUGGCCCCGCCCACUAACGAGUCCCGGCUUCGAGUAGCGAUACGCAUGAACAAAGCCAUAUCCUUCCCGCACAGGGCCUUGAGAGGGAAAGUAGUGCGCAGCACACAGCUGCGUUCUCCUAGGCCUUCUUGCUAAUCCCGGGCAUGAGCUACUGGGCCGAACCCUCUCCGCCACCUGGUCUCGCUCCCUUCUCUUCCUCCUCAACAGCCAAGGCCCAAAAUAAAGGAAACAAAAGGCAGAUAUAAGAAACAUGCCAAGUAUGUCAGAAGUAGCCUUUGAAAUGUCUUCAUGGGAUAAUAACGUACUGAGUGAGCUAUAAUGUCAUCCCUGAUAAAGGAAAUGGGCUCUUUGUAUUCUAUAAAGGAAGCCAGGCUGGUCCUGGCUAGAAGUAAAUGAUAAUCUUUGGGAAACCAGGACCCUGCCUCCAAGCCAGGAGGUAGGGGAGGGUUAAAAAGGAGAACUAAAGCUAGUACUUUAUUCUUGCUGAGAGGGGGUAGGAGGGACACAGGUGGCAGAAGCAUAAACCCUGGCAAAACUGGCCAAGGUGACCCAUGGAAAACAAAAUUGGGCCAUGCUUCCCAGGAAAGUAACAGCCUAGGUCACUGCAGAGACCGGGUGGGGGUAAGGGGCUGACAAAAAAGGUUUGGGGAUAGACUUCUGAGCCUUGAGCAGAACUUCCUACCGGGCAGUGGAGGACCCCAGGCUUCCUCCUGGCAAUAAUAUUAAAGCAAUAAUGAUGGCCCCUUUUUUGUAAGCCUUCCCAGGGAACUGUAAAUAAAAUCUCAGCUUGAUCCUCA